Messenger RNA from Coregonus sp. 'balchen', 41386 nucleotides. NCBI's taxonomy places the organism in Eukaryota, Metazoa, Chordata, Actinopteri, Salmoniformes, Salmonidae. The record is from the annotation of a GenBank genome assembly.
AUGUGGCUGGGGUUGAAUAUUGUCUGGCUCGGGGCCCUUCUCAUGGGCCUAAAUGGGACCGUAGCCUGGGCAUCUGACAUCCAGCACCACCGCUAUGAGGAGUUAGUGCGGGCCCUGUUCGUAGUGCAGAGCGAGUGCCCAUACAUCACACGGAUCUACAGCAUUGGGCGCAGUGUGGAGGGACGCCACCUCUAUGUACUGGAGUUCAGUGAUAACCCAGGCAUCCACGAAGCAAGUGAGUGGUCCAUUCUUACCUUUAUGGCUUUAGAGAGGGCUUGUGAUGCUUGGUUGACUCACCUCCUGCAAGGUAUGCUACAUGAUGAGAUAAUGGAUAAGAGCAAGAUACAUUUUUUUUUGUCAUUUGGCAGCCAAGCACCUAUCAUUAUGUCUCCAGCAUAAAAUUAAGACCCUCAAUAUUUAUUGGAAAGGAGCAUCACGCUCCUCCUUGUGCACUUUCACCACCCUGUGAAGUUCAUCAUAAAUUAUUGAAUCUGUAGCCUAAUAAACUGUGUGCUUUUCAAAGUAGUAGUGGGAGGACCACACAACAUAGCAUCGCGUGACUGCAAGGGUAUUCUAUCAACAAAUGCACAACCUAGCGUUUCUACUGACAUUUGCAAUAUGAUCUGUUCACCUGUCAAGCAUAUUUGUUUCUGUAGACAUUUGGAAAGUUUACUGACAAUUAUACUGUUUCAGGCCUGACAUGAGUUUUCUUAUCUAUCAGGUACUUUACUCACAUAAAAUGGUUGGAUGGAAACAUUGUUAUUGAUUGGUUUACAUUUAAGAGUUCUUCUGAUGUACCCACCUGGUAACACUUUACCUUAAGUGUACAUUAAUUAAUAUGUAACUAAAUAGCAAUACAUUAACAAUACAUAUUUCUAACAUAGUAGUUAUAUGUAAUUACUAUGUAAAUACUAUGUAAUUACACUGUAAUAAGGGUUUAGCGGUAUAGGUUAUUAGUGGAACAAGGACAUGUAAUUACAAAUCAGCUUGUCUGAGGUUAUUCCACAUGUGUAAUUACUCAUGAUUUAUGUACAUGUAAUUACAAGAUGUCUUGUUCCAAAUGUAACUAACAUGUUCUGUAAUUACACUUUUGCAUUCUCCUGUGUAGCACCAUGUUAACAAUGCAUCCUAUUAUGUAACCUUGUUACAUGUAACUACAUAAGUCCCUACCACCAAAAUAAGCUAGGCUAGGACUCCAUCAGCUGUUGUAACAACGCACACCUUAUCAUUAACUACUGCUUCAGUUAUCUUAUUUCCAUAAUAUCUGGCUUAAAGGAUGUACUGAAUUAAAUGUAAGAACAAUGUAUUUACAAUGGAUAUGCAUGCAACUAUAAUGUACCUACACAGGAGCAAGCAACUUAAUGUAAAGUGAAACACAUAAUGGUAUGACCUUUGUAAAUACUAUGUACCUGCCUUUGAAAGGGAUUUUAGGUUUAUUUCCCUGGCUUAAAAGGUGUAAUGUAAGUGAAAUCUUGUUCAAAAUAAUAUAAUGUACUGUUUAAUGUUAAUGUAGGUACUCAUGAGCAAGCAGCUUCAAGUAAAGUGAAACACAGUAGGGUAUACCUUUUUAUUACAAUCAUUGGGAAAAUACACUUCACUGUAGGAUAAAUGUUGUUACCUGUAAGUGUAAUUACAAUGUACUUUCAAUGCAAUUACAUAUUUCACAGGAUAUAUCAAAAUGUCAGUUAAUACGAUGUUGUUAUAUAGAAAAGUAUCGUAACUACAAUGUUUCUACACAGGAACAAGCAACUUAACGUAAAGUGAAACACAUGUAGUUACUAUGUUACAAUGAUGGCAGACACCCAAUACAGUACUUGUAGUUGUGAUCAAUGGGAAUCCAUCUCAAUCUAGGAAGAAUAUUGUUAUCGAAUGACCAAGUACACAUUAAGAUCUGCCCGUUUGGUUGCAAAAUGCUCUCGUCAAGUAUGCACAUGAAAGACAUGGAGUCAGUAAAUGACCACAAAUGUUUGUAGUCAAUUAAGUAGGCAUUUAAGUAUAUUUAAAUGCAUGUUAGUGCUUUUGGUGUGCUUUUGGUAUGUGUUAAGUACAAUAAAAAACAAGUUUUACAAAAUGUAUUGUAGCAGCGGCAUCCCUUGAAGGCAGGCUUGGUGGGGCCGUGGCUUUGUCUUAGUGCUUUUGGCCUCCCAUGAGACGGAUUGUCAUGCCAGUUAAUGUGUUAUGUUGAGUUCUGUGAUUAAAGGUUAAGCUUGUACACUGCCAGUUCUGCAGUCUUAAUAAGACUGACAUAAUUGCAUGUGAUACCAAAGCGUCUACUAAAGUUUCAUUGUUAAGACAGUCACCAUUUCAUUACAAUACGAGUUGGACAAUUUGUUAUAUUUGCCAUACAUUUUAAUAAAAAAAAAUAUUUCUGACCGGGAGACCUAUGAGGCGGCGCACAAUUGGCCGGGUUAGGGGACAGUUUGGCCGGCUGGGAUGUCCUUGUCCCAUCGUUCUCUAGCGACUCCUUGUGGCGGCCGGGCGCAUGCACGCUGACUUCAGUCGCCAGCUGUACAGUGUUUCCUCCGACACAUUGGUGCGGCUGGCUUUCGGGUUAAGCGAGCAGUGGGUCAAGAAGCAGUGCGGCUUGGCGGGGUCAUGUUUCGGAGGACACAUGACUUAACCUUCGCCUCUCCCGAGCCCGUUGGGGAGUUGCAGCGAUGAGACGUGAUCGUAAUCACGAAAUUGGGGAGAAAAAGGGGGUAAAAAUUACAUCAAAAAAUAUAUAUAUACAGUACCAGUCAAAAGUUUGGACACACCUACUCAUUCAAGGGUUUUUCUUUAUUUUUACUAUUUUCUACAUUAAUAACACAUAUGGAAUCAUGUAGUAACCAAAAAUGUGUUAAACAAAUCAAAAUGUAUUUUACAUUUUAGAUUCUUCAAAGUAGCCACCCGUUGCCUUGAUGACAGCUUUGCACACUCUUGACAUUCUCUCAACAAGCUUCAUGAGGAAUGCUUUUCCAACAGUCUUGAAGGAGUUCCCACAUAUGCUGAGCACUUGUUGGCUGCUUUUCCUUUAAUCUGCAGUCCAACUCAUCCCAAACCAUCUAAUUUGGGUUGAGGUCAGGUGAUUGUGGAGGCCAGGUCAUAUGAUGCAGCACUCCAUCACUCUCCUUCUUGGUCAAAUAGCCCUUACACAGCCUGGAGGUGUGUUUUGGGUCAUUGUCCUGUUGAAAAACAAAUGAUAGUCUCACUAAGUGCAAACUAGAUGGGAUGGCGUAUCGCUGCAGAAUGCGGAGAUCAUCCAUUCACCUACACUGCGUCUCACAAAGACACGGCGGUUGGAACCAAAAAUCUCAAAUUUGUACUCAUCAGACCAAAUGACAGAUUUCCACCGGUCUAAUGUCCAUUGCUCGUGUUUCUUGGCCCAAACAAGUCUCUUCUUCGUAUUGGUUUCCUUUAGUAGUGGUUUCUUUGCAGCAAUUCGACCAUGAAGGCCUGAUUCACACAGUCUCCUCUGAACAGUUGAUGUUGAGAUGUGUCUGUUACUUGAACUCUGUGAAGCAUUUAUUUGGGCUGCAAUCUGAGGUGCAGUUAACUCUAAUGAACUUAUCCUCUGCAGCAGAGGUAACUCUGGGUCUUCCUUUUCUGUGGCAGUUCUCAUGAGAGCCAUGGUUUUUGCGACUGCACUUGAAGAAACUUUAAAAGUUCUUGACAUUUUACCUGAUUGACUGUCGUUUCUCUUUGCUUAUUUGAGCUGUUCUUGCCAUAAUAUGGACUUGGUCUUUUACCAAAUAGGGCAAUCUUCUGUAUACCACCCCUACCUUGUCACAACACAACUGAUUGGCUCAAACGCAUUAAGAAGGAAAGAAAUUCCACAAAUUAACUUUUAACAAGGCACACCUGUUAAUUGAAAUACAUUCAAGGUGACUACCUCAUGAAGCUGGUUGAGAGAAUACCAAGAGUGUGCAAAGCUGUCAUCAAGGCAACGGGUGGCUACUUUGAAUAAUCUAAAAUCUAAAAUAUAUUUUGAUUUGUUUAACACUUUUUCGGUUACUACAUGAUUCCAUAUGUGUUAUUUCAUAGUUUUGAUGUCUUCACUAUUAUUCUACAAUGUAGAAAAUAGUAAAAAUAAAGCAAAACCCUUGUUAGAGUAGGUGUCUCCAAACUUUUGACUGGUAUCUUUAAAGACAUUUCAAUAAUGUAUUUCAGAAUGCAUUUUGAAAUACAUGAAAUACAUGUUCUGAUGCAUUUCAAAUAUAUUUUGAUAUACAUUUAUAAAUACAUUUUAAAUACAUUCCGAAAUACAUGUGACACGUUUCAAGAAACUAGGCGUAUGUAGCACGUCAAAACUUAGCAGAAAUGCCUUCUGGAACAUGUGAACUUUCAUGUGCCUUAAUAACAAACUUGUAUGCCAUCUGUAAAUACGAAUAGAAUUGUUAAAUAACGAGCAUAGUUGGUUUAGCCACGGAAAAAUAUAGGAACCUUCCCGCUAUCCACGAUUGGCUGAGAUAAUGGAUUGUCUGGACAUGCCGAGAGAUGAGUUCGGAUUGGUCUGAUAUGUAGUAUGCUUCUGUCUAUAACACGAGCUGCUAAGUAUGUGUGGAUAAUCCUGUCUACCAGAGUAAGGAUAUCCAACAAUUGGAACUAAAUCAUCCGCAACCUGUAUUCAGAAUGACUGCCAAUGUAGGGAAGGUUGAUGAAUCAGACUACCUAAACCAUCUAAACUGGAACAACCAUCUCAGUAAUGGGUGUAAUAAGUACAACUACUAACAGAUUGGAUUAGUUUAGAAAUAUGUAGCACAAGAUCAAUCAAUAAAUGAAUGCACAUGCAAAACCCCAGAUAUUUGUAUUUAUUUGUAUUUAUUAUGGAUCCUACUCUUCCUGGGGUCCAGCAAAAUUAAGGCAGUUCAUAAUUCUUUUUAAACAUUACAAUACAUUAACAAAUUUCACAACACACUGUGUGCCCUCAGGCCCCUACUCCACCACUACCACAUAUCUACAGUACAAAAAUCCAUGUGUAUGUGUGUGUAUAAUGCGUAUGUUAUCAUGUGUGUGUAUGCUUGUGUCUGCACCUAUGUUUGUUGAAACAAACAAUUCUAAAAAUCAACCUCAAUAGAGCAUGCUGGGAAAUAUGAUAAUGAUGGGCAUGGUUUUGAGUGUUUUACUCUACACAGAGUGAAAAUGAUAACCAUCCUGAUCUCGCAAGUUCACAUUCUGUUUCCGUACAUGGAUACAAUCGGGCCACGACCAGAUUCAAACCGUUUGAGCUAGGGGCGUUGAGGAAAAUUAUCAACCAAUCAGAACAACGUACCAUAUGAAGGGUCUCAUUUCACUCAAUGUCUAUAUAUAAACAACAGUACCGCAAGCAGGGCAGUGUAUCUAGUUAGCAUGUCUGUUGACGAUUAUUUCCAUCUGUGCAUAAAAGGCACUUUAGGGCAUACCAAGAGGAUGUUAGACCCAUCAAAGGCAGCAGAUGAGAAAAAUGUUAAUGAACGACUAAUGGUAUUGCCUCAACUUCCCGGUCGUUUGAUUAGAAUUUACGUCAGGGGCCGGUUGCACCAGUUGGUCAUAAGUAGGUCGUAACUCUACGUCCGAUGUAAAAUGCGCUCCACGCCAGACCCCAAUAUUUGACUUGUUGCACCAACUGAGCUAGUAGGGAGCAGACGUAGGGUGUUAAAUUGGGACUCUAUUCUUUCAUGAUAUGCACAGAAAAUAAUAGCAAUCUAUAUUUUCAAAAGCAUGUGAGUCUAGUGUUCAUAUUUCAUGACCUCAGUGGGCUUUUCGAGUUGCCGAGUCAAUAGCAAAAUAAUACACUUGAUUUAUGCUACAUAGCAUGCUAAAUGUGUCUGAACAGAUAUUAGUAAACAUAUAGAUGAGCUGCCACCUCCACUUAUUUGCCCAGCAAGAGAUCAAAUAACCAAACAUACAGACAGAGAUUCAGUGAAACAAAAUCACAUUGGUUGAUUUUCAGACAAGUCAACGGCUUUUGGUUGGGAUACUACGCGAGUGAAGAGCAAAAACCUGUUAUACUAGGCUAGCGUACGCUACAUAGCUAGCUAACAUGCUAGCAAAAUGUUCUUAUUACACUGUUAGAUGAGCAAACUAGACUAAAGGAUAUCAUCAUGAACAUUCACCUCAAUUUGGCUAACAUUUUCCCUGCCUAAUUGUAGCCAAAUAUCAAAACGUAGAUUCCGUGAAAACAAAAAUCAUAACAGUACUGAAAUUAUUGUUGACCACAAAUGGCUAUUGCUUUAAAUUAUUUUAAAUGUUUGGAUUACUUUGGGAGUUUCAGUAAGCAACAAUAUGUAUGAUACAUUCCUUCAAUGGCAUUAGCCUACUUUAAUCCAAUAUUUUCGUAAUUCAGUGUUAUUCAUUCCCACAGUAAUUAUUGAUUGAUCCAUCCAGUUGUGGUUAAGAAAACGUGCAUGCAUGGUGGUGGGCUUUGCGAAGUGAUUGGCGUAGCGACAUGCGCUGCCGAGCAACCAUCAUUAUGAAGCAUCAAAUCUCAUGAAAGCAUUUCUUACGCCGGACUUAGCUUCGACUAGUGUUAUUUUUGGUUGGUGCAACAGGUGUAAAUUCUGAUCCCAAAGUCGGACUUAGCUACGCCCGACCUAGCAUUUAAAACCAACUUUUUAACGCCCAACUGGUGAAACCGGCCCAAGAUCAGAAGAGGAUUUCGCAAUUUUUGCCAAGUCCCAAUGUCGAAGCAACUACUUCGACUGCUGACAAACGGGACCGGGAGCCAUCACCUUCAAAGACCCAAAGCACUCUAAAAAAAAGUUAUGUCCCAAUCUACCGAGAUGCAGAACAGAACACACUGCAAAUUUCAUAUGCUCAAUGUGGGACUAUUCCUGUGUUUCAACAUUCAUAAAAAAAUAUUAUAGAUAGAAUCUACAAAAUGAUUCUAGAAGAAUACAACUUAAGCAAAACUAUAUUAAACCUUGUCAGUCCAAAUCCAACGUUGUAUAUUUAGGGUUCAAGCAGUGAAGCUGGUGAAACCCUAUUGUAUUUUUCUUCAGUCAUUAUUAGGGGUUCAGCAGUGAAGCUGGUGAAACCCUGUUGUAUUUCUUCUGGUUUAUUAGGGGUCCAUGCCCCGAAGGAACCCUAUUAUUAUUAUUUUCCAAUCUUUGGAGAGCUUUAGCUCUUAAAUGGUAAGAUCUACAGAGAUCAAACUUGAUGGGAUGGUGUAAGUAAGUGCACGAAUACAUCUGGUGCAACUUGGCCAAAAGAUGGCCCUAUAAACAACAUUUGAUUUCAAAAAGUCAGCCCCAACACAUCGUUUGACCUAGAGUCCGGAAAUUGGUACGAAGGUUCUUCUCCACCGAAGGAACAUAUUUGCCUCUACGACCGAUGGCGUCACCAUGAUGGAUCAUCCGCCAUUUUGAAAAUGUUAAUUGUUCUACAUUUUUAAACAACGUAUCCUCAGAAACCACUCAACCGAUCUCUCCGAAACCUGGCGUAGAGCAUCUAUAGACCAAUAUCUUUAAAUGCAUUAAUAAUAAAGUUGAUAAACUUCCAGUCAAAAGUUUGUACAUACCUACUCAUUCAAGGGUUUUUCUUUAUUUUUACUAUUUUUUACAUUAUACAAUAAUAGUGAAGACAUCCAAACUAUGAAAUAACACAUUUGGAAUCAUGUAGUAACCAAAAAAAGUGUUAAAUCAAAAUAUAUUUUAAAUUGGAGAUUUAAACGUCAGUCAAUACGGAAACUUUGAACGUGCAGUCGCAAAAACCAUGAAGUGCUAUCAUGAAACUGGCUCUCAUGAAGACCGCCACAGGAAUGGAAGACCCAGAGUUAUCUCUGCUGCAGAGGAUAAGUUCAUUUGAGUUACCAGCCUCAGAAAUUGCAGCCCAAAUAAAUGCUUCACAGAGUUCAAGUAACACACACAUCUCAACAUCAACUGUUCAGAGGAGACUGUGUAAAUCAGGCCUUCAUGGUCGAAUUGCUGCAAAGAAACCACUACUAAAGGACACCAAUAAGAAGAAGAGACUUUCUUUGGCCAAGAAACACUAGCAAUGGACAUUAGACCGGUGGAAAUGUGUCCUUUGGUCUGGAGUCCAAAUUGGAGAUUUUUGGUUUCAACCGCCGUGUCUUUGUGAGACGCGGUGUGGGUGAACAGAUGAUCUCCGCAUGUGUAUUUCCCACCGUAAAGCAUGGAGGAGGAGGUGUGAUGGUGUGCUGGUGACACUGUCUGUGAUUUAUUUAGAAUACAAGGCACACUUAACCAGCAUGGCUACCACAGCAUUCUGCAGCGAUACGUCAUCCCAUCUGGUUUGGGUUUAAUGGGACUACCAUUUGUUUUUCAACAGGACAAUGACCCAACACACCUCCAGGCUGUGUAAGGGCUAUUUGACCAAGAAGCAGAGUGAUGGCGUGGUGCAUCAGAUGACCUGGCCACCACAAUCCCCCGACCUCAACCCAAUUUAGAUGGUUUGGGAUGAGUCGGACCACAGAGUGAAGGAAAAAGCAGCCAACAAGUGCUCAACAUAUGUGGGAACUCCUUCAAGACUAUUGGAAAAGCAUUCCAGAUGAAGCUGGUUGAGAGAAUGCCAAGAGUGUGCAAAGCUGUCAUCAAGGCAAAGGGUGGCUAUUUGAAAUAUAUUUUGAUUUGUUUAACACUUUUUUGGUUACUACAUGAUUCCAUAUGUGUUAUUUAUAGUUUUUAUUUCUUCACUAUUAUUCUACAAUGUAGAAAAUAUUAAAAAUAAAGAAAAACCUGGAAUGAGUAGGUGUGUCCAAACUUUUGUCUUGUACUGUAUCUUAAACGUCAUUACAGCUGUGAGCCAAUGAAGUAGAGUGAGUUUGGCCCUUACAAUUCAAGUCGUUCUUGGAGGGAAUGGAGCCUCCUUCUGGGAAUGCCUCUCUACAAUGUUCCCUGAAGUGUACACUGGUCCACUACCCACAUUGAUUAAAAACUAUAAAAUUGGUGUGAGUACCAGAGAUGAAGUCAAGACUGGAACCGUUUAGAUCCAGACCCAGACCAAGACUAGACUUUCUAAGACCCAGACCAAGGGCCAGUAGAUCGAGACUAUGACCAGACCAAGAGCAGUUUAAAUGGGUAAAAAUAAGAUCCAGUAGAGUAAACUUGAGUAGAGUAUAGUUCUGUACAGUACAGUUCAGUAUAGUAGAGUACAGUAAAGUUCAGUACAGUUCAUUACAGUAGAGUACAGAAAAGUAAAGUACAGUAUAGUUCAGUUUAGUUCAGUACAGUAGAGUAUAGUUCAGUACAGUACAGUAAAGUACAGUAAAGUACAGUAAAGUACAGUAAAGUACAGUAAAGUUCAGUACAGUAUAGCUCAGUACAGCAAAGUAAUGUACAGUACAUUACAGUACAGUAGAGCACAUUAGAGUAGAGUAGAGUACAAUACAGUACAUUAUAGACGUCUAUGGUUGGGCCAAAUAUACUGUAAUUCUAUGUUUGUGCUCUUGGAGGGUUGGAGACACUUGCAGGCUAUGCAUGUCAAUACCCUAUAUGUUUUCCUGAAGUGUGCACUUGUCCACUACCCACAUGGUGGUCCUCUGUAGCUCAGUUGGUAAAGCAUUGCAGGAUGGUGGGUUCGAUUCUCACGACCACACUAAUAUAAAAAAUAUAUGCAUGCAUUACCGGGUUCAAAUCCAGCCGGUUUCAAAAAGACUUCCCUAGACAGUGAGAGAUUGUUGUUGUUAUACCUGAACCACAUUUAAAGACUUGUAAAAUAAGAUCUUUAAAUGCAUUAUAUAUUAAGUUGAUAUCUUAAACAUUAUGGCUGCUGUGACCCAAUGAAGUUUGGGCAUGACAAUUCAAGUCGUUCUUGGAGGGAAUAGAGCCCCCUGCUGGCCAUGCCUCUCAAUACUCUACAAUAUUUCCUGAAGUGUAUAACAUUGGUGUGAGUACCAGCGAUGAAGUCAAGACCAAAGCUUAUUAGAUCUAGACCCAGACUUUCUGAAACCCAGACCAAGGACCAGUUUAUCGAUACCAUGACCAGACCAAGACCAGUUUAAAUGGGGGAAAAACAAGAUCCAGUAGAGUAAACUUGAUUAUGGUUCAGUAUACUACAGUUUAGUUCAGUACAGUAAAGUACAGUACAGUACGGUAGAAUAUAGUUAAGUACAGUAUAGUUCAGUACAGUAUAGUUCAGUGCAGGACAGUACAGUGCAGUAGUGUACUGUUCAGCACAGUACAGUAAAGUACAGUAUAGUACAGUACAGUAUGGUAGUUUAGUUCAGUUCUGUGCUGUACAGUAUAGUACAGUAUAGUUCAGUACAGUUCAGUACAGUAAAGUACAGUAUAGUGCAGUAAUGUAAUGUAAUAUGCAGUACAGUAGGUACAGUACAGUAAUGUACAGUGUAGUAUUAUUUAUUUAACCUUUAUUUUGAUAGGGAAGUAAUUCUGAGACUAGGGUCUCUUUUACAGAUGAGCCCUGCAUAAAUACAUCCAACACGUACAGUAUACAAUAUACUUAAAAAAAAAACAUAUUAAGAAAAACAGACAACUUUUAUCAGCGUAGAGGUCUCCGAUCAUUACUCUGAACUGACCAAAGGGGACCAGAACAUCUAAUUUCAGAAAGCUUUGUAAGUUGUUCAACAUAAAGGGUGCAAAAAAACUUAAAGCGGCUUUACCCAACUCUGUGGAGACCAAAGGGGCCUCCAGUGUUAUCCAAGCCUGAGACCGUGUUUGGUAAUUCGGAAGUCUAAAUUGAAUUAAUGAUGAUAGAUACAUAGGAAGUUUUUGCAUGAGUGCUUUGUAGAUAAACACAACAAAAUGCUGCUCUCUCCUUAUAUACAAAAAGGCUCAACCCACUUUUGGAUACAAAACACAAUGGUUACCAGUAAUAAACCUAAGGGCACAAUGAAAAACAGCAUCUAGUGGUUUAAGUGUAGAUGCUGCUGCAUGCAUAUGUGACCGACUGCCUCGAUUUGGUCUCAUGUAAGUAGAGACUCAGAGCUAUAAAAUCAUACAAUGCAGUUGAGGAACAAUGGAAAAAUAAUUCUGUUUUGAAAGUUGAUCAAAUUGUAACCCCACUUUUGAGCAAAAUGGUCCGUAAAUGUUUUGGUAUACCUACUGGAGAGCUCUUCUUUGUCUACACCCAUUCAGCAUCGUUCAAACCCUCUAAAGCCUUAGCCCCACCCAUCUCUUUAGGGAUUUACAUGUGAGGUCAUGUGCUAAACAGAGUGAGUAAGGUAGUGUAGUAGAUUACAAUAAGUAGUAGCUUACAAUAAGGAAAAACUCCAGGUAAAAACACACUUUAUCUAGUCCUUGACCUAUAUCCUAAUCUGAUUUUGGUGCAGGUCGUGUUGUUCUUCACAUUGCCGUCUCUGGUAAACACACACUAUAUAAAUAAAAAACUAAGUUUAUUUGUCACAUGCACAGGAUACAGAAGGUGUAAACAGUACAGUGAAAUGGUUAAUUGCAUAUUUGCAUAGUAGCAAUAUUAAAAAUAGAAAGUGUCCAGUAAAAAUAUUUUAUAAAUGUUGUAUAGUUAUUAGAUGAUGCUUACCCCCUAGGGUCAUGUGAAAGAAAUGCUAGAACCACCCCCCAGCCACAUCUAGCUAAUUGGAUGGGUCACUACAGAAGGUAUAAAUGGUACAGUGAAAUGGCUACUUGCAUAUUUGCAUAGUAGCAAUAUCAAAAAUAGAAAGUGUCAAUAAAAAAAUAAUAAAACAAGAACAAAAAGGGUCAAUGCCAAUAGAGUAAGAACAAAAUAAUAUACAGUAUGUACAAUAACAAUAUCAAUAAUGAUAUCAGUAAUACUGGUGAUAGAUGAGGUAGUUAUAUGCAUACAAUCAGGGGUAAAGUGGCUGACCAGCAGGAUAAAAAAAUAAAUAGAAGCAGCAAAGUAUGGUGUGUGUGUGUGUGUGUGUGUGUGUGUGUGUGUGUAUGUGUUAGUAGAGAGUCAUGUGAAUGUGCAUAGAGGCACUGCAGAUAGUCCAGAUGACCGGGAACUCGCCCCCAGUAAUGAAUAUUACAUGACAUUACAUUUCAUAACACUUUACCCAAUACAUUUAGUGUGUUCCCUCAGGCCACUACUCCACUAUCACAUAUUUACAAUAAAUCCAUGUGUACGUGUGUCUAGAGUGCAUGUCUUAUCAUGUGUGUGUGGGUCUAUGUCUCUUCAUAGUCCCCGCUGUUCCAUAAGGUGUAUUUUUAUCUUUUUUAUUUUUUAUUUUUUAAAUCUGAUACUACUGCUUGGAUCAGUUACCUGAUGUGGAAUAGAGUUCCAUGUAGCCAUGGCUCUAUGUAGUACUGUGUGCCUCCCAUAGUCUGUUCUUGACUCUGGGAUUGUGGAGAGACCUUUGGUGGGAUGCAUGGGUGUCCGAGCUGUGUGCUAGUAGUUUAAACAGACACCUCAGUGCAUUCAGCAUGUCUACACUUCUUACAAAAACAAGUAGUGAUGAAGUCAAUCUCUCCUCCACUUUGAGCCAUGAGAGAUUUACAGUGGGGAGAACAAGUAUUUGAUACACUGCCGAUUUUGCAGGUUUUCCUACUUACAAAGCAUGUAGAGGUCUGUAAUUAUUAUCAUAGGUACACUUCAACUGUGAGAGACGGAAUCUAAAACAAAAAUUAUGAAAAUCACAUUGUAUGAUUUUUAAGUAAUUAAUUUGCAUUUUAUUGCAUGACAUAAGUAUUUCAUCACCUACCUACCAGUAAGAAUUCCGGCUCUCACAGACCUGUUCGUUUUUCUUUAAGAAGCCCUCCUGUUCUCCACUCAUUACCUGUAUUAACUGCACCUGUUUGAACUCGUUACCUGUAUAAAAGACACCUGUCCACACACUCAAUCAAACAGACUCCAACCUCUCCACAAUGGCCAAGACCAGAGAGCUGUGUAAGGACAUCAGGGAUAAAAUUGUAGACCUGCACAAGGAUGGGAUGGGCUACAGGACAAUAGGCAAGCAGCUUGGUGAGAAGGCAACAACUGUUGGCGCAAUUAUUAGAAAAUGGAAGAAGUUCAAGAUGACGGUCAAUCACCCUCGGUCUGGGGCUCCAUGCAAGAUCUCACCUCGUGGGGCAUCAAUGAUCAUGAGGAAGGUGAGGGAUCAGCCCAGAACUACACGGCAGGACCUGGUCAAUGACCUGAAGCGAGCUGGGACCACAGUCUCAAAGAAAACCAUUAGUAACACACUACGCCAUCAUAGAUUAAAAUUCUGCAGCGCACGCAAGGUCCCUCUGCUCAAGCCAGCGCAUGUCCAGGCCCGUCUGAAGUUUGCCAAUGACCAUCUGGAUGAUCCAGAGGAGGAAUGGGAGAAGGUCAUGUGGUCUGAUGAGACAAAAAUAGAGCUUUUUGGUCUAAACUCCACUCACCGUGUUUGGAGGAAGAAGAAGGAUGAGUACAACCCCAAGAACACCAUCCGAACCGUGAAGCAUGCAGGUGGAAACAUCAUUCCUUGGGGAUGCUUUUCUGCAAAGGGGACAGGACGACUGCACCGUAUUGAGGGGAGGAUGGAUGGGGCCAUGUAUCGCGAGAUCUUGGCCAACAACCUCCUUCCCUCAGUAAGAGCAUUGAAGAUGGGUCGUGGCUGGGUCUUCCAGCAUGACAACGACCCAAAACACACAGCCAGGGCAACUAAGGAGUGGCUCCUAUGUCAUGCAAUAAAAUGCAAAUUAAUUACUUAAAAAUCAUACAAUGUGAUUUUCUGGAUUUUUGUUUUAGAUUCCGUCUCUCACAGUUGAAGUGUACAUAUGAAAAAAAUUACAGACCUUUACAUGCUUUGUAUGUAGGAAAACCUGCAAAAUCGGCAGUGUAUCAAAUACUUGUUCUCCCCACUGUACAUGCAUAUUAUUCAUGUUAGCUCCCGUGUACAUUUAAGGGCCAGCCAUGCUGCACUGUUCUGAGCCAAUUGUAAUUUUCCGAGGUCUUUCUUUGUCCCACCUGACCACCCGAUUGAAUAGUGGUGUUAACCCCUGGGAUGUUAACCCCUGUCACAGUGCUGUUCUUCACCACACCAGCAAUCUCUGACAAAGUGUUCACUGUGGUCUUUCUGAGGCGCUGCUUGAUGAGGCUGAAGCACCAGUCAGGGGCAAACUUGGUGUGGCCUGUGAUCAGGAAGUGAAGGUCCUGACUGUGGUGGAGCUUGUGCAUGGUCCGUCAGGCACAAUACCAGAGCACAAACUUGUUCUUGUUAAAAAGUAGGUCCCAGAGCACAAACUUGUUCUUGUUAAAAAGUAGAUGGGACCUGGCUGCAUACAGUCAGAAGGAUAGUGCACCUGCAAACAACAACAAAAGAACAUUAGAGAAAUAUAAAUUAAUUGUCAAAUCCCUGUCAGUCUGUCUUUACACAUGUCAGUGAAAGACACGUGCCUGCUUCCCAUUUAUAAAAACAAAUAAAUGAUAACCUUUAUUUUAUCAGGGAGUCAUACUGAGACCAAGGUCAAUUUUACAGAUGAGCCCUGAAUUACAUAAAUUACAGAAAAUACACACAUCAAUAUAAAUACAAAAUGCAAGCAGAAAAAUAAACACAGUCAUAAAAAACAAACACAUUCAUCAGUAAUAAGGUCCUCAAUCAGUAUAAAGGAGGAAAUGUUGCUUACCUGUUGAGAAAAAUCUAAGCUGUAAUGCAUCCUGAUGUCAUUGCUUGCUGGUUCAGUAGGGCCCCCCAGAGACAACUGCAGGUCUUGACAGGUGGUCUUGCAGUCAGCAACCAUCUUCUGGUAGACAGACCGCUCACUCUGAACAAGCAGGAGAUGCUGCUCUUGUUUCUUCAGCUUGGCUGAUUUAACAGCUUCUGGCAGAUUGGCAGAUCUGAAUACCUGAUAGUUGUUCCUCUGGCACUGCAAGCACAGGUCUGUCCUGGGCUUAGCGCUUGAGGUGUGGGGCAACAAUUUUCUCUACAGACUCCUGAAGGAAGACAGCUCGACUGCACGUACAUCUGAAAAUACAUAAAUAAUGUCAGAUCAAUAAAAGUAGUGCCAAUCACGUUGGAGGUAAUUGAAAUAAUCAAAAUAUGUGUUGUUUAUGCUUUACAUACCAAGUGUUGUCAUCGAUUCCUUGUAGAGACGCCACACCGCUGCUUUUGUCACAUGAGAUGGCAGCAGCUUUCAACCAAAGCGUUUGUGUCCUGGGUGGCGUCCUGGUAAUACUAUUGCAUUAUCCUCUGCAUAGUUGUUGAUGAAGUUCACAACUCGCUGCAAGUCCUCAUGCUUCAGGUGUAACCUGUGCUUGCUUGGGCUGGCUCUCUUUUUGAUGGGAGGCAUCAGACCCUUCUCCUUGUAUGACUGGUGGAGGAGAGUCUGGAGGAGAGUGAAAGACAAAUUCCAGAAACAAAUAUUUGUGCAUUAUUAAACAAUAGAUGGCCGUAAUCAGUUGUGUUGUGUAUAGCCCUAUUUGGUAAAAGACCAAGUCCAUAUUAUGGCAAGAACAGCUCAAAUAAGCAAAGAGAAAUGACAUGAAAGAAAAAUGACAUGAAGGUCAGUCAAUACGGAACAUUUCAAGAACUGAAAGUUUCUUCAAGUGCAGUCACAAAAACCAUCAAGCGCUAUGAUGAAACUGGCUUUCAUGAGGACCACAACAGGAAUGGAAGACCCAGAGUUACCUCUGCUGCAAAGGAUAAGUUCAUUAGAGUUACCAGCCUCAGAAAUUGCAGCCCAAAUAAAUGCAUCACAGAGUUCAAGUAACACACACAUCUCAACAUCAACUGUUCAGAGGGGACUGUGUGAAUCAGGCCUUCAUGGUCGAAUUGCUGCAAAGAAACCACUACUAAAUGACACCAAUAAUAAGAAGAGACCUGCUUGGGCCAAGAAACACGAGCAAUGGACCGGUGGAAAUGUGUCCUUUGGUCUGGAGUCCAAAUUGGAGAUUUUUGGUUCCAACCACCGUGUCUUUGUGAGACACGGUGUGUGUGAACGGAUGAUUUCCAAAUGUGUAGUUCCCACCGUAAAGCAUGGAGAGGAGGUGUUAUUGUGUGGGGGUGCUUUGCUGGUGACUCAGUCUGUGAUUUAUUUAGAUUUCAAGGCACACUUAACCAGCAUGGCUACCACAGCAUUCUGCAGUGAUACGCCAUCCCAUCUGGUUUGGGCUUAGUGAGACUAUCAUUUGUUUUUCAACAGGACAAUGACCCAACACACCUCCAGGCUAUGUGAGGGCUAUUUUACCAAGAAGGAGAGUGAUGGAGCGGUGAAUCAAAUGACCUGGCCUCCACAAUCACCCGACCUCAACCCAAUUGAGAUGGUUAGGGAUGAGUCGGAUGGCAGAGUGAAGGAAUAGCAGCCAACAAGUGCUCAGCAUAUGUGGGAACUCCUUCAAGACUAUUGGAAAAGCCUUCCAGGUGAAGCUGGUUGAGAGAAUGCCAAGAGUGUGCGAAGCUGUCAUCAAGGCAAAGGGUGGCUAUUUGAAGAAUCUAAAAUGUAAAAUAUAUUUUGAUUUGUUUAACACUUUUUUGGUUACUACAUGAUUCCAUAUGUGUUAUUUCAUAGUUUUUAUGUCUUCUCUAUUAUUCUACUUCAACUUGAGCACCUUUCUUUUAAACCCUUGAAUGAGUAGGAGUGUCCAAACCUUUUACUGGUACUGUAUGUAUGUGUGUAUACACAGUGCAUUCGGAAAGUAUUUGGUACCCUUCCCCUUGACUUUUUCCACAUUUUGUUACGUUACAGCCUUAUUCUAAAAUGGAUUUAAUUGUUUUUUCCUCAUCAAUCUACACACAAUAGCCCAUAAUGACAAAGCAAAAACAGGUUUUUAUAAAUUUUCGCAAAUGUAUUUUUAAAUAAAAAAUUUAAAUAUAACAUUUACAUAAGUAUUCAGACUCUUUACUCAGUACUUUGUUGAUGCACCUUUGGCAGCAAUUACAGCCUUGAGUCUUCUUGGGUAUGACGCUACAAGCUUGGCACACCUGUAUUUGGGGAGUUUCUCCCAUUCUUCACUGCAGAUCCUCUCAAGCUCUGUCAGGUUGGAUGGGGAGCGUUGCUGCACAGCUAUUUUCAGGUCUCUCCAGAGAUGUUCGAUCGGGUUCAAGUCCGGGCUCUGGCUGGACAUUCAAAGACAUUCAGAGACUUGUCCUUAAGCCACUCCUGCAUUGUCUUGGCUGUGUGCUUAGGGUUGUUGUCCUGUUGGAAGGUGAACCUUUGCCCCAGUCUGAGGUCUUGAGCGCUCUGGAGCAGGUUUUCAUCAAGGAUCUCUCUGUACUUUGCUCUGUUAAUCUUUCCCUUGAUCCUGACUAGUGUCCCAGUCCCUGCCGCUGAAAAACAUCCCCACAGCAUGAUACUGCCACCACCAUGCUUCAAUGUAGGGAUGGUGCCAGGUUUCCUCCAGAUGUGACGCUUGGCAUUCAGGCCAAAGAGUUCAAUCUUGGUUUCAUCAGACCAGAGAAUCUUGUUUCUCAUGGUCUGAGAGUCCUUUUGGUUCCUUUUGGCAAACUCCAAGCGGGCUGUCAUGUGCUUUUUACUGAGGAGUGGCUUCCGUCUGGCCACUCUACCAUAAAGGCCUGAUUGGUGGAGUGCUGCAGAGAUGGUUUUUCUUCUGGAAGAUUUUCCAAUCUCCACAGAGGAACUCUGGAGCUCUGUCAGAGUGACCAUCAGAUUCUUGGUCACCACCCUGACCAAGGCCCUUCUCCCCCGAUUGCUCAGUUUGACUGGGCGGCCAGCUCUAGGAAGAGUCUUGGUGGUUCCAAACUUCUUCCAUUUAAGAAGGAUGGAGGCCACUGUGUUAAUUGGGGACCUUCAAUGCUGCAGAAAUGUUUUGGUACCCUUCCCCAGAUCUGUGCCUCGACACAAUCCUGUCUCGGAGCUCUACAGACAAUUCCUUCGACCCAAUGGCUUGGUUUGUGCUCUGACAUGCACUGUCAACGGUGGGACCUUAUAUAGACAGGUGUGUGCCUUUCCAAAUCAUGUCCAAUCAAUUGAAUUUACCACAGGUGACUCCAAUCAAGUUGUAGAAACACCUCAAGGAUGAUAAUUGGAAACAGGAUGCACCUGACCUCAAUUUUGAGUCUCAUAGCAAAGGGUCUGAGUACUAAUGUAAAUAUGAUAUUUAUGUUUUUUAUUUUUAAUACAUUUGGAAAAAAUUCCAAAAACAUGUUUUCGCUUUGUCAUUAUGGGGUAUUGUGUGUAGAUUGAUGAGGGGAAAAAAAGAUUUAAUACAUUUUAGAAUAAGGCUGUAACGUAAUUUUUUGGGGAAAAGGUCAAGGGGUCUGAAUACUUUCCGAGUGCACUGUAUGUAAUAUUCGGCUGAGGUUAUCCAAGGAUAAACGCUUUUUAACAAAACCGCUUUGGUCCGUGUGGACAAAUUUGGGUAAGUAAGUCUCGGAACGACAACAUUUUGGAAAAUAUCUGUGUUUAUCAAAAAUAGGGGACGAUGGUGAGAACACUGGGUGGCAUCCUUACCUUUUUUUAAUAAAAGCUAAAUUUGUGCUGUAUUCACAUCUCUCCCAAAUGAACCUUUGUGAAGAGCUGUAUUAAUCAUUUCGAGCAAUAGUGGACCCUAAUUGAUUCCCAAAUUUUAAAAUAAACCUCAGGAGGAAUACCGUACCAUCCAGAUGAUUUGCCUUUAUUCAUGCUAUCCAAUGCCCUUUAAGAACCUUGAGAGGGAUUUGGGCUCCCAGCGAGGUGGCUUCCUUUGUUGAGAGACUAGGAGUUCUUAAUUCUUUUAAAAAGGACAGUCUGACUUGGUGUGGAUUUACAAUCAGAGGUGUACUGUUCUUUAUAGAAGUGCUAAAAUAUUUUAUUGAUUAAUUUGGGUUCUGAUAGUAAUUCCCCUGUUUCAGAUUCAAUAGUUGCUAUAUCAGCUAAUUGAUCAUUACUCCGUAGCUUGUUGGCCAGUAAACGACUGGGACGAUUACCAUGGAAGUAAUGGUUGAGUCUUACUUGAUGGAUGGCAAAUUCUGCUCUCUGUCUUAUGAAUAAAUUAAGUUCCGUCUUGACUUUGGAAAGAGUAAUAGCUACCUGGUCUGAAAAGAGUGUUUGUUAAGAACGCUCUAACAAAGUUAACAACAUUUCCAAAUCGGAUAUCUUCUUUAAUUGUGAUUUAUUCAACCCAGAUGCAAAUGCAGUUGCAUUAUUUUUAAUAAAACCUUUGGUGGCAUACCAUUGAAUCCGGGGGUCAUCAACUUAAUUUUUGUUGAUCAUUAUGAAUUAAUUUAGUUCCAUUUCAAAUUGAUCACAGAAUGUAGGAUUUUGUAGUAAUGAAACGUUGAAACGCCAUCUUGUGGCUCUUUUAGGAGAUCCUGAAAUUUGCAGUUGGCAGUAGUAAGCCCGGUGGUCAGAAAAGCUCAUAUGUUGAAUUUGGUGUAGAUAAUAGUAUGAAAUCGAUUCGUGAGAAUGAUUUAUGCCUGUUUGAGUAGAAAGUGUACUCUUUUGCUUUAGGAUGACGUUGUAAUCAGAGAGUAUAUGCUGGAGAGCAUUGGUUGCAUGUGGAUUGUAGUUGGUCUUAUUAUAUUUGUCCCGCAUGUCCAAAAUGCCACUCAUGUCUGUCCCAAUAACCAGAUGGAAUUCAAUUAAUAAAAAAAUAUGCUGCUCAGAGAAGCCAAAAAAUGUACAGCGCUUACAUACCCUUUGACUUAUUCCAAAUGUUGUUGUGUUACAGACGGAAUUCAAAAUUGAUUAAAUAUAUGUUUUUUCUCACCCAUCUAAACAAAAUAAACCAGAAUGACAAAGUGAAAACAUGUUUUUAGAAAUGUUAGCAAAUGUAUUGAAAAUGAAAUACAGAAAUAUCUGAUUUAUAUAAGUAUUCACACCCCUUUGCUAUGACACUCCGAUUUGGCUCAGGUGCAUCCAAUUUCCUUUGAUCAUCAUUGAGAUGUCACUACAACUUGAUUGGAGUCCACUUGUGGCCAAUUCAAUUGUUUGGACAUGAUUUAGAAAAAAACACACCUGUCUAUAUAAGGUCAUAGUUGACAGUGCAUGUCAGAGCAGAAACUAUACCAUGAAGUCUGGGGAAGGGCAUAAAACAAUAUAUUUGUUUAUCUGGGGAAGGGUAUAAAACAAUUUCUAGAGUGUUGACAGUUUCCAAGACGACAGUGGUCCCCAUCAUUGGGAAAUGGAAAGAAUACGGAACUACCCAGACUCUGCCUAAAGCUGUCCGUCCAACCAAACUGAACAACCGGGCAAGAAAGACCUAGGUCAGGGAGGUGAACAAGAACCUAAUGACCACUCUGACAUAACUACAGAGUUCCUUGGCUGAGAUGGGAGAACCUUCCAGAAGGACAACAGUCUCUACAGAGAAAAAGGCACAUGACAGCACGCCUGGAGUUUGCAAAAAGGCAUGGAAAGACUCUCAGAGCAUAAGGCAAAAGAUUGUGGUCUGAUGAGACAAACAUUUUACUCUUUGGCCUGAAUGCAAAACGCUAUGCAUGGAGAAAAACAGGUACAGCUCAUCACCCGUCUAACACCAUCCCUACCGUGAAGCAUGGUGGUGGCAGCAUCAUGCUAUGGGGAUGCUUUUCAGCAGUAGGGACUGGGAGACUGGUAAGGAUAGAGGGAACAAUGAAUGGAGGCAAAUACAAGCAAAUCCUUGAUGAGAACCUGCUUCAGAGUGCAAACGACCUUAGACUGGGGCGAAGAUUUACAUUCCAACAGGACAACGAUCCCAAGCACACAGCCGAAGCACGGCUGGAAUGGCUUCAGAACAAGAAUGUGAAAGUCCUUGAGUGGCCCAGCCAAAGCGCAGACUUGAAUCUCAUUGAAAAUCUGUGAAAAGACUUGAAGACUGCUGUUCACCGCCGCACCAGAUCUAAUUUAACAGAGCUUGAGAAAGAUUGGGAGAAAAUCCCCAAAUCCAGAUGUGCAAAGUUGAUACAGACAUACCCCAGACUACUCAAAGCUGUAAUCGCCGCCAAAGAUGCUUCUACAAAGUAUUGAUUCAGGGGUGUGAAUACUAAUGUAAAUGAGAUAUUUCUGUAUUUAAUUUUCAAUACAGUUCAAGACAGCUGACAUUUUUAAUUUUCGAAUUUCUUUAGAGAAUAGAUAGCGUUGCCAUAAUUUUUAAAAAUAAUGUAUUAUUAAUGGUGUAAUUGUUAUCUUUAGUGUUAAUAAGCCCAUGAAUGUGAAACAAAAAGCAGGACCCACAGGGAAACCCACCCAUUGGUCUUCCCCCCCAUGUGAACCAUUCCCCCCAGGGUAUGUGCAAGAAAUGCAGUCUAUAAUCUAGAUCUUCACAGUAAGCCAAGUCCUCCCUGAGAAAUAAAUUCAGCAGCGUAAACAGAGGGAUAGAAAAAGAAAAAAGGAAUUGUGUGGUAGCCUAUAUUGGACUGGCUAUCUAUCCUAAACAGUUUAGCCCAUAGGGAUGCAAUGCGUUGUAGCCCCACAAGGAAGCAACGACAGUCUGUAUGACACUUCAAUAUAUUGUCCAUUGUUCAUUAAUUGGCGGGGAGUCAUCAUUGUCUAAAUAUCCUGGACCAUAGGCAAUAUAAUAAUAAUGAAGUCCAAUGUUCAGCAAUAAUAAUAAUAAUGAUAGGGUUCCUUUUACCCAAUUGAGGGGGUGUCCUCAUCAUUGUCUUAUGCUGAGGGCAGCAUCACAGCCAUAGCCAUGAUUGUGCAUGGAUAGCAUACCUGAAUAUUGAGCCAGUCAAAUUGGGGUUAGCCUAGAUCUGUCGGCUAGUCCCCUUGUGUGUUAUGCUUGAUGUGCUUCUCGAAGAAGUCUUGAGCCGCCUUGGCAGUGGAAAAUGUGUGUGUUGUAUUCUGGAUGGUCAAGAUGAGUUUUGCCAGGUGAAUGAAGCCGCAUCUCAGGUUUAGCUUGCGUAGCUGGGGUCGGCCACUUUCUUAAUAUCAAUUGAUUUUAGUUCCUUUACAACUUCCGAGAGUACAAUCUCUGUAAAAUGAAAUAGAUGAACUGUAGGCUUGGCUUGUGGCAGUUUCAUGCACAGGCUAAUUUGAGAUAUUAGGAUGGGUUUCAUUAUCAAAUAAAUGCCCAGCCUUAGCAAAAUGCUCAUUAAACAUGGCAAGCAGUUUAUUCUUGUCUGUCAUGUCAAUUGAAUUCUAGGUACAUUUCAGCAGAAUACCAGUGGAAUUUGUGUUAGCAUUAAUGGACUUGGUUUUCCAUAAUUUUGACUGGUUAUUGAGGUUUGCACUAGUAGAUUCGUAAUAGGACGCAAGGUAGCCUAGCGGUUAGAGCGUUGCUCUAGUAACCAAAAGGUUAGUUCCCCUAGCCGACAAGAUGAAAAAUCUGUCUGUGCCCUUGAGCAAGGCACUUAAACCUAAUUGCUCCAGGGUUGCUGUUGAACCCAACAUAUAUGCUUGUUUUACUCCAAUGUUUGUAAACAACAAAUGUAAACAAACACUGUAUAGCCUCAACUUAAACUAUAAAAAAAAUAUCACAUUUACAUUUUAGUCAUUUAGCAGACGCUCUUAUCCAGAGCGACUUACAGUUAGUGAAUACAUAUAUAUAUAUUUUUUAUACUGGCCCCCUGUGGGAAUCGAACCCACAACCCUGGCGUUGCAAACGCCAUGCUCUAUCAACUGAGCUACAUCCCUGCCGGCCAUUCCCUCCCCUACCCUGGAUGACGCUGGGCGAAUUGUGCGCCGCCCAUUAGUCUCCCGGUCGCGGCCGGCUGCGACAGAGCCUGGAUUCUAACCAGGAUCUCUAGUGGCACAGUUAGCACUGCGAUGCAGUGCCUUAGACCACUGCGCCACUCAGGAGACGCUCCACCUCCCUCUUACGUUGUAAAACUUCUCAAGGAAGGAGGCCAUCAUGUUGUAAAAAAGACUGCUGUGAGCAUCUCAUCUGGCCAAGCAUCUCUUGAUGUCUGGUCUGGCUGGCGGCUUCAGAAUCCCUCAAGAACCCAGGGAGAGGGUCAUCUUCUGCUCUUCCCCUCCGCCUUCGAGGGGUCGGUAGACUGGACUGCGUGGUUGGCCUCAUUGGUGGGCACUUCGUGGCCAUUAAGUCCCAAAGCUUCAAGUCUCUUGAUCUCCACGCCUUCUACUGUGCCCAUAACUGGAUAAUCUAUGUCAAGAGAAGUUCUAUUUCAUUAAAAUACUGAAAACGGAUUGUGCCUCUCCCUGUUGUACUAUUGUUGUAUUUUAUAUUUUUAUAAGCAUUCUCAAGGGUGGACCAUUUUCUGGCUACUUUGUCUGGAUCUUUGAAUUGGAUGGACAGCUUGGCUGUCAGGUCCAGCCGAAGUAUAAUUUUUCCCCUUCACUGCCUUCGCCCUGGCAUUCAGUUCUGCAAGGCUUUUUGGCAAACCUCUGCCACCUGCUUCCAAAUUCUAUUGCAUUAAGUCAGUAAGAAAGAGGGUUUGCUCUCUACUGUAUGAUCCCCAGCUAGUUGGUUCAGGGGCAACUUGAGGGGUUUGUUUUGAUCCUGAUCAAUGAGCAAAUUCAUGUUCUUGUCUGCGUACACUGAAACCCAAGAGACAGGACAGGUCGUUUUAGCCUAGAGAACAAAACGGGCUAGAGAGGUUCCGGCCUGUUGUAGCCAUUUACUGUUUUCGAAGGAAUUAUAUACAUUUUGGUGAGUGCUUAAAUGUAAUGGGAUCGGGUAAAAUAAGUUUUAUAAUGAUAGCUAUUAGCUAUUUUCAACAGCAUCUGCACUUGCUAGCUAGCGUUAGCUAGUGCUUUCUACUCUAGUGCCAGAGAUGCUAGCAAGCUAGUAAACUAUACGGAACAAAAACAUAAACCAAACAUGUAAAGUGUUGGUCCCAUGUUUCAUGAGCUGAAAUAAAAAAUCCCAGAAAUGUUCCAUAUUCACAAAAAGCUUAUUUAUCUCACAAAUGUUGUGCACAAAUUUGUUUACAUCCCUGUUAGUGAGUAUUUCUCAUUUGCCAAGAUAAUCCAUCCACCUGACAGGUGUGGCAUAUCAAGAAGCUGAUUAAACAGCAUGAUCAUUACACAGCUGAUCGUGGACUUCAGGAAACAGCAGAGGCAGCACCCCCCUAUCCACAUCAACGGGACUGCAGUGGAGAAGGUGAAAAGCUUCAAGUUCCUCGGCGUACACAUCACUGACAAUCUGAAAUGGUCCACCCACAGAGACAGUGUGGUGAAGAAGGUGCAACAGCGCCUCUUCAACCUCAGGAGGCUGAAGAAAUUCAGCUUGGCCCCUAAGACCCUCACAAACUUUUACAGAUGCACAAUUGUCGGCUGUAUCACCGCUUGGUACGGCAACUGCACAAUCCGCAACCGCAGGGCUCUCCAGAGGGUGGUGUGGUCUGCCCAACACAUCACCGGGGGCAUACUGCCUACCCUCCAGGACACCUACAGCACCCAAUGUCACAGGACGGCCAAAAACAUCAUCAAGGACAUCAACCACCCGAGCCACGGCCUGUUCACCCCGCUACCAUCCAGAAGGUGAGGUCAGUACAGCUGCAACAAAGCUGGGACCGAGAAACUGAAAAAACUGCUUCUAUCUCAAGGCCAUCAGACUGUUAAAUAGCCAUCACUAGCCAGCUACCACCUGGUUACUCAACCCUGCACCUUAGAGGCUGCUGCACCAAAUACAUAGACAUGGAAUCACUGAUCAUUUUAAUAAUGGAACACUAGUCACUUUAAUAACGCUUUACUCAUCUCAUAUGUACAGUUGAAGUCGGAAGUUUACAUACACUUAGGUUGGAGUCAUUAAAACUCGUUUUUCAACCACUCCACAAAUUUCAUGUUAACAAACUACGGUUUUGGCAAGUCGGUUAGGACAUCUACUUUGUGCAUGACACAAGGAAUUUUUCCAACAAUUGUUUACAGACAGAUUAUUUCACUUAUAAUUCACUGUAUCUCAAUUCCAGUGGGUCAGAAGUUUACAUACACCAAGUUGACUGUGCCUUUAAACAGCUUGGAAAAUUCCAGAAAAUGAUGUCAUGGCUUUAGAAGCUUAUGAUAGGCUAAUUGACAUCAUUUUAGUCAUUUGGAAGUGUACCUGUGGAUGUAUUUCAAGGCCUACCUUCAAACUCAGUGCCUCUUUGCUUGACAUCAUGGGAAAAUCAAAAGAAAUCAGCCAAGACCUCAGAAAAAAAAUUGUAGACCUCCACAAGUCUGGUUCAUCCUUGGGAGCAAUUUCCAAACGCCUGAAGGUACCACGUUCAUCUGUACAAACAAUAGUACGGAAGUAUAAACACCAUGGGACCACGCAGCUGUCAUACCGCUCAGGAAGGAGUUCUGUCUCCUAGAGAUGAAUGUACUUUGAACAACAGCAAAGGAACUUGUGAAGAUGCUGAAUGAAACAGGUAAAAAAGUAUCUAUAUCCACAGUAAAACUAGUCCUAUAUCGACAUAACCUGAAAGGCCGCUCAGCAAGGAAGAAGCAAUUGCUCCAAAACCGCCAUAAAAAAGCCAGACUACGGUUUGCAACUGCACAUGGGGACAAAGAUUGUACUUUUUGGAGAAAUGUCCUCUGCUUUGAUGAAACAAAAAUAGAACUGUUUGGCCAUAAUGACCAUCGUUAUGUUUGGAGGAAAAAGGGGAACGCUUGCAAGCCGAAGAACCCCAUCCCAACCGUGAAGCACCGGGGUGGCAGCAUCAUGCUGUGGGGGUGCAUUGCUGCAGGAGGGACUGGUGCACUUCACAAAAUAGAUGGCAUCAUGAGGAAGGAAAAUUAUAUGGAUAUAUUGAAGCAACAUCUCAAGACAUCAGUCAGGAAGUUAAAGCUUGGUCACAAAUGGGUCUUCCAAAUGGACAAUGACCCCAAGCAUACUUCCAAAGUUGUGGCAAAAUGGCUUAAGGACAACAAAGUCAAGGUAUUGGAGUGGCCAUCACAAAGCCCUGACCUCAAUCCUAUAGAACAUUUGUGGGCAGAACUAUUAAAGCGUGUGCGAGCAAGGAGGCCUACAAACCUAACUCAGUUAUACCAGCUCUGUCAGGAGGAAUUGAGUGUAUGUAAACUUCUGACCCACUGGGAAUGUGAUGAAAGAAAUAAAAGCUUAAAUAAAUCACUCUCUACUAUUAUACUGACAUUUCACACUCUUAAAAUAAAGUGGUGAUCCUAACUGACUUAAGACAGGGGAUUUUUACUACGAUUAAAAGUCAGGAAUUCUGAAAAACUGAGUUUAAACGUAUUUGGCUAAGGUGUAUGUAAACUUCCGACUUCAACUGUAUAUACUGUAUUCUACUGUAAUUUAGUCAAUGCCAUCUGACAUUGCUCGUCGUAAUAUUUAUAUAUUUCUUAAUUCCAUUCUUUUAUUUUUUGAUUUGUGUGUAUUGUUGUGAAUUGUUAGAUACUACUGCACUGUUGGAGCUAGGAACACAAGCAUUUCGCUACACCCGCAAUGACAUCUGCUAAAUAUGUGUAUGUGACCAAUACGAUUUGAUUUGAUUUGACAGGUGCACCUUGUGCUGGGGACAAUAAAAGGCCACUCAAAAUGUGCAGUUUUGUCACACAACACAAUGCCACAGAUGUCUCAAGUUUUGACGGAGCAUGAAAUUGGCAUGCUGAAUGCAGGAAUGUCCACCUGAGCUGUUGCCAUAGAAUUGAAUGUCUUUCUGACAAAAUUAGAAACGUGUAAUAUCUGAAAAUGUAGUUAGCUAGACUAUCUUACCCGUAUACAUGGAUGAACGCUUCUCCCGCUCUGUCACGGAUGCCAUGGUUGCCCUUAGUUUGAAGAUGUAAUCCGGAGACAGGUGUUUUAUACAAUAGCCUUCUGUGUGUUCUCUUUUCGAGUCCGUCUGCAUAUUUACACUCUAAAUGCCAGAAUUUCUCCAUCUCCUUAGCUGUCAUACUCUAAUUCCACUGAUUUCAAAACUCGGUCCUCCAGAAAGUGGAGAGCAACACUUAUGCAGUUCUAUUACGUGAUAUCUUUAGAAAGGAUUACCUACACAUACUGACCAGCUCAUGUUAUAGACAGAAGCGUGCUACAUGGCAGACCAAACCGAACUCAUCUCUCGGUAUGUCCAGUCCACUCAUUAUCUCAGCCAAUCAUGGCUAGCGGGAAGGUUGCUGUCUUUUUCCGUAGCUAAACCAACUAGGCUCGUAAUUUAACAAUUAUAUUCGUAUUUACAGAUGGCAUAAAAGUUGGUUAUUAAGGCACAUGAAAGUUCACAUGUUCCAGAAGGAAUUUCUGCCAAAAAAUGCAUUUUGAUUUUUUAAAAAAGUUUACGUUCAAAUGGCGCUCCUUUGAAGUAGUGACAUACGCCUAGUUUCCUGAAACAAGUCACAAAUAAAGAUAAUACCCUUCCUACUUUCUAAUCACAUAAUUAAAUAUAUUAAUUCAUGUGCACCACACAUUUGUUAAAGCUAUAGUUCCCUGAAAUGACAAAUACACUAUAUCCUAUUGAUAACCUAUUGAAGUUUAAAAGCUUAGCUCUGGAUGAGUAAACUGAUAUAUUUUCUGGUCUCUGACACCCAAAGUCAGUAAACUACAGUACUUGCUAGUUAUCAAUAAAAUGUGGUAAGUUUGUAAUUUUAGUGAAAUACCCCUUCCACAGAGGUUUUCGUAUCGAUAUAGACCAAGACAAAAACACUUAUGCCUCUCCUAAGAGCCUUAAACAUGCUCUAAGGCACCUGCAUUUAUUUAUUUUACCAUAAAGAGCUUAUGUUAUGGCCAUUCUUCUGAAAAAGUAGUGAUUUAAAAAAUAUAUACUUUAAAAAGAGGACCAGAACCUAUUAUAUGAAUAAAGGACUUGGGACUAUAAGGUUCUAUCAGCAAAAUAUAUAGUUUUGAAAUAAUUAGUACUUUUCAAGUCCCAGAUCUCAGAACUGUUUUGUGAUGUCUUCCUCUUUCAUGACUCAAUAAGUAUAUCAGCUUACAUACAAAUAUUUUUAAUUGACAACCCAGCAUUGUUUGAUUGGAUUGCAGAUGGAACCUUAUAGCACCAAGUUAAAAGGUGUUUGCGCAGAUAGAACUUUAUGAUUUACAAAAUAUUCAUCUUAAAUGUACUUUUUUUUUCUCUGACAUCGCCAAAGGUAUGUGGACACACAAAUGAGUGGAUUCGGCUAUUUCAGCCACACCCGUUGCUGACAGGUGUAUAAAAUCGAGCACACAGCCAUGCAAUCUCCAUAGACAAACACUGGCAGUAGAAUGGGCUCAAUGACUUUCAACAUGGCACCGUCAUAGGAUGCCACCUUUCCAACAAGUCAGUUUGUAAAAUGUCUGCCCUGCUAGAGCUUCCCUGGCAACUGUAAGUGCUGUUAUUGUGAAGUGGAAACGUCUAGGAGCAACAACAGCUCAGCCGUGAAGUGGUAGGCCACACAAGCUCACAGAACAGGACUGCCGAGUGCUGAAGCGCGUAAAAAUCAUCUGUUGCAACACUCACUACCGAGUUUCAGCAUGACAAUGCAACCAUGCGGAAAGCGAGGUCCAUACAGAAAUGGUUUGUCGAGAUCGGUGUGUAAGAACUUGACUGGCCUGCACAGAGCACUGACCUCAACCCUAUCGAACACCUUUGGGAUGAAAUGGAACGCCGACUGCGAUUCAGGCAUGUUCAAGAUAACAUGUAUAGGGUCUGUGGAGAUAUUCACAAUUACUGUAAUAAUAAUCGCAGAAUCUUGAACGGCAUUGAUGACUUGCACCAUGUACUUUUAAUGUAAAAAAGCAUUCCAGGUCAUUUGGUUCUGCUAUUAGAUGAAGCACAGUGAUAACACAUUAAUCUGUUGUAUAAACAAACUAAAUAUCUGACAUUGUAUUCCCAUUUUAACUUUUAUGUGCUUUUAAGUGGUUGAAAACGCAGUGAUACACAUUUGGGUGACAACUACACCAAACAUCUAACACUGUUUUUCCAUUGGAAUUUGGUUGUGCUUUUAGAUGGUUGAAACCAUAGUGAUAACACAUUGGAAAUUCAACUAACUUUAUAAAACCAAAUAUUACCCAAUUAUCCAUGUUGAAAUGAUGUGGUGUGCCCAGUGGGUAGUUUAAGUACAGUGCCUUCAGAAAGUAUUCAUACCCAUUGACUUAUUCAACAUUUUUGUUGUGUUACAGCCUGAAUUAAAAAUGGAUGACAUUUAUUUUUUUCUCACCCAUCUACACAAAAUACCCCAUAAUGACAAAGUGAAACAUGUUUUUAUAAUAAAUAAAUAAAUAUGAAAUACAGAAACAUCUCAUUUACAUAAGUAUUCACACCUGUGUCAUUACAUGUUAGAAUCACCUUUCAGGGUAAGUCAGCUCUGUCAAGUUGGUUGUUGAUCAUUGCUAGACAGCCAUUUUCAAGUCUUGCCAUAUAUUUUCAAGCGGAUUUAAGUCAGUACAAAACAGUAACUAGGCCACUCAGGAACAUAUAAUGUCGUCUUGGUAAGCAACUCCAUUGUAUAUUUGGACUUGUGUUUUAGGUCAUUGUCCUGCUGAAAGGUGAAUUUGUCUCCCAGUGUCUUUUGUAAAGCAGACUGAACCAGAUUUUCCUCUAGGAUUUUUCCUGUGCUUAGGUCUAUUCUGUUUCUUUUUAUCCUAAAAAACUCCCUUGUCCUUGUCGAUGACUAGCAUACCCAUAACAUGAUGCAGCCACCACCAUGCUUGAAAAUAUGAAGAGUGGUACUCAGUGAUGUGUUGUGUUGUGUUGGAUUUGUCCCAAACAUAACGCUUUUUAUUCUUUGCCACAUUUCUUUCAGUUUUACUUUGGUUCCUUACUGCAAACAGGAUGCAAGUUUUAGAAUAUUGUUAUUCUGUACAGGCUUCCUUCUUUUCACUCUCCCAUUUAUGUUAGUAAUGUCGAGUAACUACAAUGUUGUUAAUCCAUCUUCCGUUUUCUCCUAUCACAGCCAAUAAACUCUGUAACUGUUUUAAAGUCACCAUUGGCCUCAUGGUGAAAUCCCUAAGCGGUUUCCUUCCUCUCCGGCAACUGAGUUAGGAAGGACUCCUGUAUCUUUCUAGUGACUGGGUGUAUUGAUACACUAUCCAAAGUGUAAUUAAUAACCUCACCAUGCUGUAAGUCGCUCUGGAUAAGAGCGUCUGCUAAAUGACAAAAAUGUAAAUGUAAAAAUGUAAAGGUAUAUUCAAUGUCUGCUUUUCUUUUUACCGAUCUACCAAUAGAUGCCCUUCUUUGCGAGGCAUUGGAAAACCUCCCUGGUCUUUGUGGUUGAGUCUGUGUUUGAAAUUCACUGCUCAACUGAGGGACCUUACAGAAAAUUGUAUGUGUAGGGUACAGAGAUGAGGUAGUCAUUCAAAAAUCAUGUUAACACUAUUAUUGCACACGGAGUCCAUGCAACUUAUGUGACUUGUUAAGCAAAUAUUUACUCCUGAACUUAUUUAGGCUUGCCAUAACAAUGACGUUGAAUACUUAUUGACUCAAGACAUUUCAGCUGUUAAUUUGUCAUUAAUUUAUAAAAGAUUUGAAAAAUAUAAUUCCACAUUAUGGGGUAUUGUGUGUAGGCAAAAAUCUCAUUUGAAUCCAUUUUAAAUUCAGGUGUAACACAAUAAAAUUUAGAAAAAGUCAAGGGGUAUGUGUUACAAAUGCACAGAGGCUUGUUGUGCAAUUAAACUUAACGUCUUUACUUCAGAUCAACAUGUUAACAACUCGUACAAACUCACUCAUCCAAUCCUCACACCUCCGUUCACGCACAAUGUGUCUGAUACAUUCUUGAAGCAACAGUAUUCAAUACUCAACUGAGGUACGACACCAUAUUACUGAACACAACAGUGUGAAUACUAACUGAUCAACACUGAAAAUUCUAUAUUUAUACAUCAUAAAUGUAUCAUUGACAUCAAUUUACGUUGGAAGGUAAAACCAAAUAAUUUAUCGAUGUGGCUGUAAAUGCUUCAUCAUCAUACUCCAUCAGCCAGUGUACUUCAAUAAGACAAAGUGCAAAUAUUUACUCUAUGUGCUACCAUUUGGAAUUAUAGGGCAGUGUGCAAUGGACUGCUGAAAUACCUGGGUCGUAUAUAACAAUAUAUUCCACUCAUUAACUGAAUUUCUAGACUGUAAGCUGAUGAAUUUUGUCAAGCAGACAAUACUUGUCAACUGAUACUGUAUCAGUUGACAAGUCACAUAGAAAAGGUGAUCUUGUACAAUGUUGCAUGGGGCAGAAAUGGCAUAAACACAUUGUGCUCCACCAAUAUCUUUUGACUGUAGGCUACUGCUUAACAAUACAUUCUAACCCUAUAUCUGAUUAUUUCCUCUAUGUACAGUAUGUAAUACUUUUUAUAAUACUGUAUGGAAAACAGUAUUUACCAUCUAUAAUUCCUUCUAUUCAGCACUUCAAAAAGAACAGUUGUGAAAAUUGUAUCAUGUAUUUUUUACUAUUGGAUAAAUGUUAGUUAAAAUGACUAAAUGUGGGGCCUAUCAUUAUCUCAUGUAUUGGUGACUAAACCAAAUGUUCUCAUGGUAUUUCAUGAGAAACUUUGAUUUUGCAUGAAUGACUCAGGGGUGAAAGAUGUGUUCAACUCCAAUGAAUGCACAAUAAAACGUUUGGAACAUACAGUAAGAUAGAGAGCAUUACAAGUGUUAUCAGUUUAGAGUUUUGUACUUUGGAUGCGUUUUGACAGGAAGCCAAAUCCAGAUCUUUUGAGAAUUAAUUGGCAUAUCUUUUCCCAAAUGUGUAAACAGCAAAAAAACACAUGGAAUCUGAUCUUUUAGUUCAGAUUUAUAUCACAUCUAUAUGUGGAUCUUAGUACUGAUACAAUUCAGUCCCCAGCCUGGACGUUUAUACCGGCAGCCCAAUGCUGAUCUUUUGCCCAAUUAUUGGUCAAAAUAUACUUUUGUUCUGAAGUGUUUUUUUUUACCACUACAACUACCCCAACUUUUAAAGAAACAGUGACAGGAAAUGAGCAUUGCAUCUGUGUGUUACUUUAGAGGCUACAUCAGUGUGAAUUAGCAAAUCUGAUAUGUGUCACAUAUAAAACUGUCAGAAAAAAAGAUUGGAUGUGAACAAAAUAAUCAGAAUACGGUUGUUAGGGUGGCUGUGUAAACACAGCCUUAGUGUUUUGAAAAUAUACCACCUGCAUCUGAAAAAUGCGCAAAAGUGAUUGAAAAAAACUGUAAAUCAAUCCAGGCCAGGACUUUUUAAGAAAGUUAGAAAGUGGCUGAUGAUGAAUUAAACAUAUGCUUAUGGCAUAUCAACAGCAUUUCUAAGAAAACACUUGGAAAGUGGAGAUGACAUAGAACGUCAAAAAGUAAACAUUGUGACGUGUAUCCAUGCGUAUCCACUUUUUAUGUGUAUUGUAUAUGACAAUUUUAUUUAUGCAUUGUACAGUGUGUGUGUGUGUGUGUGUGUGUGUGUGUGUGUGUGUGUGUGUAUACAGAUGAAGUCGGAAGUUUACAUACACCUUAGCUAAAUAUAUUUAAACUCUGUUUUUCACAUUUCCUGACAUUUAAUCCUAGUACAAACUCCCUGUCUUAGGUCAGUUAGGAUCACCACUUUAUUUUAAGAAUGUGAAAUGUCAGAAUAAUAGUAGGGAGAAUUAUUUAUUUCAGCUUUUAUUUAUUUCAUCACAUUCCCAGUGGGUCAGAAGUUUACAUACACUCAAUUAGUAUUUGGUAGCAUUGCCUUUAAAUUGUUUAACUUGGGUCAAAAGUUUCAGGUAGCCUUCCACAAGCUUCCCACAAUAAGUUGGGUGAAUUUUGGCCCAUUCCUCCUGACAGAGCUGUUGUAACUGAGUCAGGUUUGUAGGCCUCCUUGCUCGCACACGCUUUUUCAGUUCUGCCCACAAAUGUUCUAUAGGUUGAGGUCAGGGCUUUGUGAUGGCCACUCCAAUACCUUGACUUUGUUGUCCUUAAGCCAUUUUGGCACAACUUUGGAAGUAUGCUUGGGGUCAUUAUUCUCCCGAGUGGCGCAGUGGUCUAAGGCACUGCGUCGCAGUGCUAGCUGUGCCACUAGAGAUCCUGGUUCGAAUCCAGGCUCUGUCGUAGCCAACCGCGACCGGGAGACGCAUGGGGCGGCGCACAAUUGGCCCAGCGUCGUCCAGGGUAAGGGAGGGAAUGGUUGGCAGGGAUGUAGCUCAGUUGGUAGAGCAUGGCGUUUGCAACGCCAGGGUUGUGGGUUCGAUUCCCAUGGGGGGCCAGUAUAAAAAAAAAAUGAUGUAUGCACUCACUAACUGUAAGUCGCUCUGGAUAAGAGCGUCUGCUAAAUGACUAAAAUGUAAAUGUAAAAUGUAUUGUACAUUUGGAAGACCCAUUUGUGACCAGGAUUUAACUUUCUGACUGAUGUCUUGAGAUGUUGCUUCAAUAUAUCCACAUAAUUUUCCUUCCUCAUGAUGCCAUCUAUUUUGUGAAGUGCACCUGUCCCUCCUGCAGCAAAGCACCCCCACAGCAUGAUGCUGCCACCCCUGUGCUUCACGGUUGGGAUGGUGUUCUUCGGCUUGCAAGCAACCCCAAUUUUCCUCCAAACAUAAUGAUGGUCAUUAUGGCCAAACCGUUCUAUUUUUGUUUCAUCAGACCAGAGGACAUUUCUCCAAAAAGUACAAUCUUUGUCCCCAUUUGCAGUUGCAAACCGUAAUCUGUUUUUUUUUAUGGCGGUUUUGGAGCAGUGGCUUCUUCCUUGCUGAGAGGCCUUUCAGGUUAUGUCGAUAUAGGACUCGUUUUACUGUGGAUAUAGAUACUUUUGAACCUGUUUCCUCCAGCAUCUUUACAAGGUCCUUUGCUGUUGUUCUGGGAUUGAUUUGCACUUUUCGCACCAAAGUGCGUUCAUCUCUAGGAGACACAACGUGUCUCCUUCCUGAGCGGUAUGAUGGCUGCGUGUUCCCAUGGUGUUUAUAAUUGCGUACUAUUGUUUGUACAGAUGAACGUGGUACCUUCAGGCAUUUGGAAAUUGCCCCCAAGGAUGAACCAGACUUGUGGAGGUCUACAAUGUUUUUUCUGAGGUCUUGGCUGAUUUCUUUUGAUUUUCCCAUGACGUCAAGCAAAGAGGCACUGAGUUUGAAGGUAGGCCUUGAAAUACAUCCACAAGUACAACUCCAAUUGACUCAAAUUAUGUCAAUUAGCCUAUCAGAAGCUUCUAAAGCCAUGACAUCAUUUUCUGGAAUUUUCCAAGCUGUUUAAAGGCACAGUCAACUUAGUGUAUGUAAACUUCUGACCCACUGGAAUUGUGAUACAGUGAAUUAUAAGUGAAAUAAACUGUCUGUAAACAAUUGUUGGAAAAAUUACUUGUGUCAUGCACAAAGUAGAUGUCCUAACUGACUUGACAAAACAAUAGUUUGUUAACAAGAAAUUUGUGGAGUGGUUGAAAAAAAUAGUUUUAAUGACUCCAACCUAAGUGUAUGUAAACUUUAACUGUGUAUAUGUAUGCAUGUAUUGCACCAUGCACUUUUAAUACAGUACCACAGAGUUAUGGACUAACUGGUGAACCCAACAGGCAAUACCCAACUGGGAUAUUUAUUAAAUUAAACUUCUGUACACUACAAACAAACAAAAAUACUGCUUUUAUACGCUAAAAACACUGCAUACAUAUAUAGUAUCUGGCUUAAUGGUUAGAAAAUAAAUGUUAUUGCACUGUAUUUUCCACAAAGGUUUGAUGCAAGAUUAUAUUAAAAGGUAAGGAUUUAAAUAUUCCCAACAACCUCUAUUCUUGAUGUGUUAGUUUCACUGAGGUCCUAUCGUUAUUGUUAAAUAUGUAACUGUAGUGAAUUUGUAACACUUCAUAUGAAGUAUUUUGCAAUUCCUGCAAAUUCUUGCCUAAAGGAUAAGAUUGUGCUAUUCUUGAUGGUAUGUAAUAUGUAGAGUAUUUUUAGUUAUUGGCUGUACCAUUAUGCAUUUUUUGUUAUCAAAUAAAUCACACUCUGUAAGGAGUGUAUAUCAAAGAGUGGGCCAACAAUAAAAAUGUCAACAAUUAAGCAAAUGCAUACCAUGCCAUUUUCCCAAUAAUUAUUUAUAUAAUGUAGUGCUCAAGGAACGAUUCAUCUAUGAGAGUAACACAAAUAUUUUAAACAUGAUUUCAAGCUUUACAUAAUUUGUUUACCAAGUCUCUAAUUACAACAAAUGCAUAAACAAUUGAGUAUCAGGUCCUUAGUUUUGUGGGUAUGAUAAUGCAAGAUAAUUGCACUAAUCUCUUGUACAAAAUUCAUGUUUUUCAAACUCAAGAGGUAUAUUUAUUAGUUAGUUUUGUUUCUUUGUAUACUAUAAAAGAAGAGUGAGAAUAUUUUUGGCAGGAAACUGUUUAAUUGAAAUGGCAUAUAUUGCUGUUAUCUGUAGGGUGUGGUGGGUUUUCCUGGUGAGAUGAAAUGUAAACUCAUUAUUUCACUCUCUAAUUUGAAGAAGUUUUAUUUUGUGCUGUGAUUUUGUGUUUUGGAAAAUUGAUAGUCCAUGGAAUAGGUCUAUAUGGAAAUAUGAUUUUCAGCGGUUUAGAUGGUACAAUGAUUCUCUACACUAAACAUUGCUUGUUUUGUCAUAUAAACUGAAAUUGUAGAAUUUUAGCAACCAGGCAAUGGCGGAGCGAUUUCUACAUAUUGUGCUUAGUAGAGGAGCAAGAGUCCACUGUACUUCUAUUUGCUAGUAGGCUUGUAGUGCACCACAACUGAAUAGCAUGUAUUGUGAGCAUGUUUGCCUGUUUGUUUAUUUUCUGCACACUGAAUUUAAGUAAACAGGUUAAUAAUAAACAGUUACAAUCCAAAAUGGAUGCAGUUUGACAAAUGUAGUGAUAUACCUGUUUAUAACACCACCCGCCACUGUGACAAAAGCUUGACAGCUGGGAGUUCCUGCAGUAACACUUUUGACCGGGGCUGAGCUUGCAUUUUUUUGCUGAAUGGCUUCCUUUACUAGAAUUGAAGGAUGUGUGAGUGUUCCAUGACAUGGUGAAAUAACUGAAAAACAGGAACUGUGGACAGAGGAAAAAUUAUGGGGCAUUGGCUUGUUUAACCACUUCAAUUCUAAUAGGAAAGCAGGUCCUGGGAACUCCCUGUGUCUGCUGGGCAUCAAUUAAACUGAGCAAGAGUUAGACACUAACAAGUAUACCAGGAUGCUUUAGAGAACCAAUUACAGUGGGGAAAAAAGUUUUUAAUCAGCCACCAAUUGUGCAAGUUCUCCCACUUAAAAAGAUGAGAGGCCUGUAAUUUUCAUCAUAGGUACACGUCAACUAUGACAGACAAAAUGAGAAAAAAAAAUCCAGAAAAUCACAUUGUAGGAUUUUUAAUGAAUUUAUUUGGAAAUUAUGGUGGAAAAUAAGUAUUUGGUCAAUAACAAAAGUUUCUCAAUACUUUGUUAUAUACCCUUUGUUGGCAAUGACACAGGUCAAACGUUUUCUGUAAGUCUUCACAAGGUUUUCACACACUGUUGCUGGUAUUUUGGCCCAUUCCUCCAUGCAGAUCUCCUCUAGAGCAGUGAUGUUUUGGGGCUGUCGCUGGGCAACACGGACUUUCAACUCCCUCCAAAAAUGUUCUAUGGGGUUGGCUAGGCCACUCCAGGAUCUUGAAAUGUGUUUUGGAUCAUUGUCAUGUAUCGGUGUGUUUGGGAUCAUUGUCAUGCUGAAAGACCCAGCCACGUUUCAUCUUCAAUGCCCUUGCUGAUGGAAGGAGGUUUUCACUCAAAAUCUCACGAUACAUGGCCCCAUUCAUUCUUUCCUUUACACGGAUCAGUCGUCCUGGUCCCUUUGCAGAAAAACAGCCCCAAAGCAUGAUGUUUCCACCCCCAUGCUUCACAGUAGGUAUGGUGUUCUUUGGAUGCAACUCAGCAUUCUUUGUCCUCCAAACACGACGAGUUGAGUUUUUACCAAAAAGUUCUAUUUUGGUUUCAUCUGACCAUAUGACAUUCUCCCAAUCCUCUUCUGGAUCAUCCAAAUGCACUCUAGCAAACUUCAGACGGGCCUGGACAUGUACUGGCUUAAGCAGGGGGACACGUCUGGCACUGCAGGAUUUGAGUCCCUGGCGGCGUAGUGUGUUACUGAUGGUAGGCUUUGUUACUUUGGUCCCAGCUCUCUGCAGGUCAUUCACUAGGUCCCCCCGUGUGGUUCUGGGAUUUUUGCUCACUGUUCUUGUGAUCAUUUUGACCCCACGGGGUGAGAUCUUGCGUGGAGCCCCAGAUCGAGGGAGAUUAUCAGUGGUCUUGUAUGUCUUCCAUUUCCUAAUAAUUGCUCCCACAGUUGAUUUCUUCAAACCAAGCUGCUUACCUAUUGCAGAUUCAGUCUUCCCAGCCUGGUGCAGGUCUACAAUUUUGUUUCUGGUGUCCUUUGACAGCUCUUUGGUCUUGGCCAUAGUGGAGUUUGGAGUGUGACUGUUUGAGGUUGUGGACAGGUGUCUUUUAUACUGAUAACAAGUUCAAACAGGUGCCAUUAAUACAGGUAACGAGUGGAGGACAGAGGAGCCUCUUAAAGAAGAAGUUACAGAUCUGUGAGAGCCAGAAAUCUUGCUUGUUUGUAGGUGACCAAAUACUUAUUUUCCACCAUAAUUUGCAAAUAAAUUCAUUAAAAAUCCUACAAUGUGAUUUUCUGGAUUUUCUCUCUCUCAAUUUGUCUGUCAUAGUUGACGUGUACCUAUGAUGAACAUUACAGGCCUCUCUCAUCUUUUUAAGUGGGAGAACUUGCACAAUUGGUGGCUGACUAAAUACUUUUUUUCCCCACUGUAGCUGAAAGACCUUGAGAAUAGGCAUUUUUCACAACUGUUAAAAUAGAUUAAAUACAGUGCCUACAGUAUUCACACCCCUUGACUUUUUCCAUAUUUUUUUGUGUUACAGCCUUAAUUUAAAAUUGAUAAAAUGUAGAUUUUUUUUUGUCACUGGUCUACACACAAUACCCCAUAAUGUCAAAGUGGAAUUAUGUUUUUUGAAAUAUUUACAAUAUAAUAAAAUGAAAAGCUGAAUUCAAUAAGUAUUCAAACCCUUUGUUAUGCCAAGCCUAAAUAAGUGCAGGAGUAAAUAUGUGCUUAACAAGGCACAUAAGUUGCAUGGACUCACUCUGUGUGCAAUAAUAGUUUUUAACAUGAUUUUUGAAUAACUACCUGAACUCUGUACCCCACACAUACAUAUAAUUGUAAGGUCCAUCAGUCAAGCAGUGAAUUUCAAACACAGAUUCAACCACAAAGACCAGGGAGAUUUUCCAAUGCCUCGCAAAGAAGGACCGCCACAGGAAUGGAAGACCCAGAGUUACCUCUGCUGCAGAGGAUAAGUUAAUUAGAGUUACCAGCCUCAUAAAUUGCAGCCCAAAUAAUAUGGUGUGGGGGUGCUUUUCUGGUGACACUGUCUAUGAUAUUUUUAGUAUUCAAGGCACACUUAACCAGCAUGGCUACCACAGCAUUCUGCAGCGAUACGCCAACCCAUCUGGUUUGGGCUUAGUGGGACUAGGCUGUCUCAUCGCUGUCGGUGAUCAGGCCUACCACCGUUGUGUUGUCAGCAAAGUUAAUGAUGGUGUUGGAGUCGUGCUUGGCCACGAAAUCGUGGGUGAACAGGGAGUACAGGAGAGGACUAAGCACGCACCACUGAGGGGCCCCUGUGUUGAGGAUCAGCGUGGCAGAUGUGUUGUUGACUACCCUUACCACCUGGGGGCAGACCAUCAGGAAGUCCAGGAUCCAGUUGCAGAGGGAGGUGUUCUGUCCCAGGGUCCUUAGCUUAGUGACGAGCUUUGUGGGCACUAUGGUGUUGAACGCUGUGCUGUAGUCAAUAAAAAGCAUUCUCACAUAGGAGUUCCUUUUGUCCAGGUGGGAAAGGCAGUGUGGAGUGCGAUUGAGAUUGUGUCAUCUGUGGAUCUGUUGGGGCUGUAUGCGAAUUGGAGUGGGUCUAGGGUUUCCGGGAUGAUGGUGAGCCAUGACCAGCCUUUCAAAGCACUUAAUGGCUACCAACGUGAGUGCUACGGGGCUGUAGUCAUUUAGGCAGAUUACCUUCGCUUUCUUGGGCACAGGGACUAUGGUGGUCUGCUUGAAACAUGUAGGUAUUACAGACUCGGUGAGGGAGAGGUUGAAAAUGUCAGUGAAGACACUUGCCAGUUGGUCCGCGCAUGCUCUGAGUACACGUCCUGGUAAUCCGUCUGGCCCCGCGGCCUUGUGAAUGUUGACCUGUUUAAAAUGUCUUGCUCACAUCAGCUAUGGAGAGUGUGAUCACACAGUCAUCCUGAACAGCUGGUGCUCUCAUGCAUGCUUCAGUGUUGCUUGCCUCGAAGCAAGCAUAAAAGGCAUUUAGCCCGUCUGGUAGGCUCGUGUCACUGGGCAGCUCAUGGCUGGGUUUCCCUUUGUAGUCCGUAAUAGUUUGCAAGCCCUGCCACAUCUGACGAGCGUCAGAGCCGGUGUUGUAGGAUUCAAUCUUAGUCCUGUAUUGACGCUUUGCCUGUUUGAUGUUUCGUCAGAGGGCAUAGCGGGAUUUCUUAUAAGUGUCCGGAUUAGUGUCCCGCUCCUUGAAAGCGGAAGCUCUAGCCUUUAGCUCGGUGCAGAUGUUGCCUGUAAUCCAUGGCUUCUGGUUGGAAUAUGUACUUACGGCUGUGGGGACGACGUCGUCAAUGCACUUAUUGAUGAAGCCGGUGACUGAGGUGGUAUACUCCUCAAUGCCAAUGGAUGAAUCCCGGAACAUAUUCCAAUCUCUGCUAGCAAAACAGUCCUGUAGCGUAGCAUCCGCAUCAUCUGACCACUUCCAUAUUGAGCGAAUCACAGGUACUUCCUGCUUUAGUUUGUGCUUGUAAGCAGGAAUCAGGAGGAUAGAAUUAUGGUCAGAUUUUCAAAAUAGAGGGCGAGGCAGAUGCAGUCUCCACGAACGCGGGAACAUUGCCUUUAAAUUUAAGUCACGCUAUAGCACGGACCUUCUGCGGUUCAGAUUGAAUCUAGGCCUUAAACUUCUAGAAAAGUUGUCAUGCUACUUGAUGUCGGGAGAGCUAUAGUUGCAAUGCGUAGGGUCCACUGGACCAUCAGUGUUUUCUCCAAUCAAGGGGUCAAACAUGUUUUUUUGCAUUGUCCCCAAUGCAAAUGUUAUAAAUUGUUUCAAGUUUUAAGUUUUAAUGUCACGUGCACAAGUAUAGUGAAAUGCCUUUCUUGCAAGCUCCAAACCCAAUAUCAAUGUAGCACUAAAAAUAACAUGAGGUCAAACAAAAACACACCAGAAAUAUAAACAGGAAGAACACGAGAAAGUAAGAAGCUAUAUACAGGAUCAGUUCCAAUACCAUAUUUACAAUGUGCAGGGAUACUGGAGUGAUAGAGGUAGAUAUGUAUAGGCGUAAGGUGACUAGGCAUCAGGAUAUAUGAUAAACAGAGUAGCAGCAGCGUAAAUUAUGAUCGUAUGUGAGUGUGGGUGCGUGUGUGUAGAGUCAGUAUAAAUGUGUGUGCAUGUUGUGUGUGUGUUGGAGUGUCAGUGAGCAUGAGUGUGUAGAGUCCUGUGAGUGUUCAUAGAGACAGUGCAAAAAUAAAUAUAAUGUUCAGGAGCCUGUUGGUGUCAGACUUGAUGCACUGGUACCGCUUGCCGUGAGGAAUCUAGAGAACAGUCUAUGGCUUGGGUGGGAGUCUUUUGACGAUUUUCCGGGCCUUCCUUUCACACCGCCUGAUAUAGAGGUCCUGGAUGGCAGGGAGCUCGGCCACAGUGAUGUACUGGGCUGUCCGCACCACCCUCUGUAGCGGCAUGCGAUCGAGGGUGGUGCUGUUGCCAUACCAAGCAGUGAUGCAGCCUGUCAAGAUGCUUUCAAUGGUGCAGCUGUAGAAAUACCUGAUAUUGUACUGUAAAUUCCUCACAUUUUAAGACUUCAAUAUUUAGUAUUUAUUAGGAUCCCCAAUUAGCUGCUGCCGAGGCAGCAGCUACUCUUCCUGGGGUCCAAAAAGGAAACAACACAAACAAAUACAUAAUAUACAUAAAUAUACAUACAUAGCACUACAUUCACAUUACAAUUUAGCCAUUCAGCAGUAUUAUAUUAAAACUCACAAUAUUAAAACUCACUCGACUGUUUUGCAUUGUUCGAAGCUGCAAGUGCUCUCCAGUCUCCAACGUCGUGCAACGUAACAAUGGGUGGUAAAAAGCUUUUUGAGCGGCAUAUCUGUCGGCAAAGCUAGGGCUCAAUUCCCAUAGGGAGUACUGGAGAUCUGUCCACCCUAUUAGCAUGAAUAAAGUAAUAAAGUAAUCCAAUACCUAUUUGGAGUAAACGUCUAUUCUGGUAAGUGGGUAACCCAAUAAAUGUGUCUUUUACCUACAUAAAACACUAUCUAAAUAAUCCAAUCAUGUCACUUGUUCUUUGUCUUUUGUUAGCUGAUGCUGUACUGUUUGUUUCUAUUUAAUCAAUAUUACAUUCAAGAGAUACUGUGAUACUGUAUUGUCAGUUCAACAACUCACUUGAUUAAAUGGUGCUGUGUCUCAGUGAAAGGCCUAAGGGAUGGAUCCUACUGAUGAAUGGUGCUAGAACAUGUAGUGGCAGGCUGAGUAGCCGGGGAGGGUUAGUGGGUAGUGUGGGGGUGAGGGCUUGCUUGUUUUCGUUUUCUGCAUACACAACACUUUAAGCGGAUGUGAGCCUCUAUGACCUUUUCAUCCAUUUGCCCUCCUGACCUCCAGCCACCUGACUCUUGUUUUUCAGUGGAGCCGGAGUUCAAGUAUGUGGGGAACAUGCACGGGAACGAGGUGCUUGGUCGGGAGCUGCUGAUCCAGCUCUCCCAGUUCCUGUGUGAGGAAUACCGGGCCGGAAACCAGAGGAUCACACGCCUCAUCCAUGACACGCGCACCCACAUCCUUCCUACCAUGAACCCAGAUGGUUAUGAAGUGGCUGCCAAGCAGGUACUGACUGUGAUGUUCACUACAGUUGUAUUGAUGUUGUCAACCCACCACCUCUCUCAUGACUCAUGAUUAACCCUGAACAAAAAUCGUGCAUAAUUUGGUCAGAUGCUCGAUUAA